Meloidogyne enterolobii is the source of this 258-nucleotide messenger RNA. NCBI's taxonomy places the organism in Eukaryota, Metazoa, Nematoda, Chromadorea, Rhabditida, Meloidogynidae. The record is from the annotation of a GenBank genome assembly.
AUGGUAAAAUUUGGUUCAAGUUUUGAAUUAUCAUUUCGUCGUUCAAUAUUUUCUUUAAUUCUUUUAUUUAUUUAUUUAAUUAUUUCUACUUUAAUUAUUUCUUUAAUUGGACAAUUUGAAUUAUUAAAAAGUGGAAAUUUAAAUAAAUUAUGUAAAGGAAAGAAGGAAAUACAGAGGGGAAGACGUUUAGAUUUUGAAAGAAAUGAAUUACUUAAUACACUUUGGGCUGAUUCUUUGGCUGUUAGAACUGGUCAGUAA